Molecule: messenger RNA, 1318 nt
Organism: Ipomoea nil (Japanese morning glory)
Lineage: Eukaryota; Viridiplantae; Streptophyta; Magnoliopsida; Solanales; Convolvulaceae
Product: E3 ubiquitin-protein ligase SDIR1-like
Exons: 9
Coding region: 274-1086 (270 amino acids)
Source: RefSeq, a predicted model, not a curated record
UUAUCCGUUUUAGUCAAAGUAACCGAAAAAAACUUGUCGGGUCGAAAUCCAUGGCGUCUUUACUCUUUACCUAAUUUGAGUACAAACCCGGUGCCGCCGAGUCAACCGUUUCUCUUCGCAUUCCAAUUUCCUAACUCGGUCGCUCCACUCACCCAACAAAUUUCCCCAUCGCAUUUCCUUUUUUCUCUCAUCAAUUUGCCUCACUGCAACUCUGUAAGUCUUCGAUCUCCAGCUUCGCUUCUCCGUUCUCGUGAAUUCGCGCAUCUGUAAGCUAUGAGUUUUGUUUUUCGAGGCACAAGAGGAGAUAUAGAAACUGGAUUUCCAGGCCUGAUCCCAGAGCGGCGUACUGUGCGUGUUCAUGCUGCGCGGCCAGUUAAUAGCAACUCGCUUGCUUUUCUUGUUACAGUGCUCUUGAUGUUCAUGAUUCUAAACUCUCAUCAAUUGUCACCUAACUUUUUGCUAUGGUUGGUGCUUGGCGUUUUCCUGAUGGCAACAACACUCAGGAUGUAUGCAACCUGUCAACAACUUCAAGCUCAAGCACAGGCUCACGCUGUUGCAGCUAGCGGUCUUCUUGGUCAUACUGAGUUACGGCUGCAUAUGCCCCCAUCCAUUGCUCUUGCAACCAGAGGACGGUUACAAGGACUCAGGCUCCAGCUUGCACUUCUUGACAGGGAAUUCGAUGACCUAGAUUAUGAGACUCUGAGGGCACUAGAUGCUGAUAAUGUUCCUACAACACCUUCCAUGACUGAGGAAGAAAUAAAUGUUCUUCCUAUUCAUAAAUACAAGGUUUCUAGGCCUCAGAGUUCUUCAGCACAGCAGGCAUCUUCAUCCUCAGCAGAGAAGAAGCAAGAACCUGUAAAUUCCGCUGCAGUAGCAAAGCCCACAGAUGAUGGACUUACUUGUAGUGUCUGCUUAGAGCAAGUUAACGAGGGAGAACUUAUUCGUAGCUUGCCGUGCUUGCAUCAGUUUCAUGCUAAUUGCAUUGACCCCUGGCUGAGGCAGCAGGGAACGUGCCCUGUCUGCAAAUUUAGGGCUGGGAACGGGCCAGUAGAAAUGGAGGAUGCCUCCUACUUGCUUAACUUUUAAUCAAUCUUAUGUUUGUUAUAUUAUCAUAGGUCCCAGACUCCCAGUCCCGCAGGUACAUAUGUCCCCUUAGUCAAAGUAGCAAUUCCAUGGCACUGGAUGGAUGUCUAGAUGUAGUUGCCCUCUGCCAAUAGAGCAUCAGAAAAGCGUGUUUACCAUAUUUAGUUAUUCGCCAGUAUGGUCAUGUCACUCCUUUUUGUAUACGUAUCUUUAUCCAUUCAAAUGAGAAGGGUUU